Molecule: messenger RNA, 1582 nt
Organism: Candidula unifasciata
Lineage: Eukaryota; Metazoa; Mollusca; Gastropoda; Stylommatophora; Geomitridae
Source: the annotation of a GenBank genome assembly
AAGAAGGAUGUCUUUUUUGACUAGCCUCAGAGUUCAGGGUAUUAUAAUUCUAUGGGUCGCUGGUGUCAUAGAAGCAGUUCCCGUGACCAGUGAGUACAUGCAGACGAGGACACAGCUGAUUUCCGAAGGCAGCUCCAGAAGAAUUGGCGGGAAGCUGGUGCUGAAUCCAGAUGAACAGAUCGUCAAUGGAAUCAUCAUGAAGGAAAAGAGAAAACUCAUGGACCAGAGCCGACUUAACAGCACUGUGUAUGUACCCGCGCAGAGUUUCUACAUCUCCAAGCCGCUGAUUGAGAAUUCGACUUUGUUGAAGCUGAUUCGGCGGAUGCCCAAAGGGGCGGCGCUACAUCUCCAUGACACGUCGGCCACCAGCUUGGACUGGCUGAUCAAGAACGCCACCUACCGGGAUCAUGUCUACAUGUGUGUGGCUGCUGAUGGCUUCAUCAAUUUCCGGGCGUUCCUGAACCCACCUGAAAAUCCAAGCUGUGUCUGGAAAUCUGUGAAAGAUGAAAGAGCUCAGGCAGACAAUGUGGAGGAAUUUGAUCUGAAUUUGAAGAGAAACCUCACCCUGAUGGUCUCCGACCCCCUGACCACAUACAGAGACAACGCCCAUGUUUGGGUACGGUUUGUGCGCUAUUUCCGGCAGGUACAAAACUUGGUUUACUACACUCCGAUCUUCAGGGACUACUUCUGGAGAAUUCUGGAAGAGUUCCGAACUGAAAAUGUCCAGUACAUAGAGCUAAGGAGUGGUUUACAAGGGGUCUUUGACUUGGACGGCACGGUUCACGACGCCGAGUUUGCCGUUCAGAUCUACCAGAAGACAGUUCAAGAGUUUGUGCAACGGUUCCCAGAUUUCAGCGGUGCCCGGAUCAUCAUGUCUGGCGUUAGGAACUCUCCAUACGAUACCAUUCUCAGCCAGGUCAAGACAGCCAUGGCCUUGAACCAGAAGUACCCGGAUGUCAUGGUCGGCUAUGAUCUUUCAGGAAACGAAGCUUUCUUUCAUCCCAUCAUCUUUUACAUCGACGCGCUUCUCUACCCGGGAAGACAAAACCCACCCGUCAAACUGCCGUACUUCUUUCAUGCGGGAGAAACAAAUUGGCAAGGUACAGAGACGGAUAACAACAUGCUGGACGCUCUUCUCCUGAACGCCACCAGGAUUGGCCACGCCUAUGCGCUGCCCAAGCGACCCGAGCUGCUACAGAUGGUUAAGGAGAAAAACGUUCCUUUGGAAGUGAACCCGUUAUCUAACCAGAUGCUUCACCUGGUCUCGGAUCUCCGCAAUCAUCCAAUGGUCACUCUGAUGGCUGAGGACUUUCCCAUUGUCAUCAGCUGUGACGACUUCGCCGUUUGGGAAGCCUUGCCUCUGUCCCAUGACAUCUACGUGGCGUUCAUGGACAUGUCUGCCCGGGAUGCCGACCUGACCUUUCUCAAACAGCUGGCUAUUAACUCCAUCAAGUAUAGCGUCAUGGAAACCAGUCAGAAGGAAGCUGCAAUGAACCUGUGGGAAACCAAGUGGAACCAGUUUAUACACGAGGUGGUCCAGGAGCAAAAUGCAGGUAGUGGCUCCACAGACGAGACUGUGUAG